AUGUUUGGAGAGCUGGUGUGUGGCCCUCCUGGCAGCGGGAAGACGACGUACUGCGAGGGGAAACGGCAGUUUCUCAGUGUGUAUGACCCAACACGACCCGUUAUUCUGCUGAAUUUGGAUCCUGCCAACGAAGACGUGUUCCCGUACCCUUGCGAUGUUGACGUACGGGAGAUUGUCUCACAUGCGCGUGUCAUGGAGGAGGAAGGCCUGGGCCCGAAUGGCAGCUAUGUGUUUUGUGCGUCUGUGAUGGAGCGCAACAUGGAAUGGAUUACUCGCAUGAUCGAGGAGGCGGUAGAGAGGCGACUGCGAGAUGUUGUCUCAACAGCGGCGCCAAUAACGACAUCAAGUGGGUUGCUUUCGACGCGUGCCCCGUAUCUUAUUGUGGACUGCCCUGGACAGGUGGAGUUUUACUUGGGGUCGUAUUUCAUGCACGCUCUUUUUAAGGUACUGACGAAGCAGUUGUUGUGUUCCUUUUGUACGGUGCAUCUCGUUGACGCUGCCGUAUCCACGCGUGACGUGGCGACAUAUGUGUCAAGUUGUUUGCUGAGCAUCACUACGAUGAUUGAUCAUGAACUCCCGCACGUGAAUGUGAUGAGUAAGUGGGACACUCUUUCCGCUGAGGAGGCGGAAGAGGGGGAGACUUUUUUGCGUGCUUCGCAUUUCAUGGCGGAGGAUUUUGACCGCUUAUGGAAGAAACAGCUGCGAAGGCGGCGACGUGAGCACCGCCGGGCGCAGAUGUACCCUACCGGUUCGACUGACGCGUCUCGUGUUGAUUCGAAAUUGAUGGAAAAGGACGAUACGGAUGUGGAGGCCAUUGAUUUGGAGCGAGACGGUGGGCGUUUGUAUCACUACAGCAAGGCGGUGAUGGACGUGGUGGAUGGGUACGGUUUGGUGGGGUUCCAACCCCUUGACGUGCAGUCACAAGAUAUGAUGCUGCGACUCACACGACAGAUUGAUGAGGCGAUUGGUAAUUUUGUGUGA
Messenger RNA from Trypanosoma cruzi, 981 nucleotides. RefSeq lists its product as uncharacterized. Gene Ontology annotation, cellular component: cytoplasm. The transcript has a single exon. NCBI's taxonomy places the organism in Eukaryota, Euglenozoa, Kinetoplastea, Trypanosomatida, Trypanosomatidae. Gene Ontology annotation, molecular function: GTPase activity. Bases 1 to 981 code for a protein of 326 amino acids. The record is from RefSeq and is a predicted model, not a curated record.